ACUGGCGGUGACGCUUUGGAUCACGUGGUCCUGGAUACGCACGCCGUAUAUCUUUUCCGUUCUCGUUCGGCUGGUCAUGUCGACUCGACAUAAACAAGACCAAAGGGGCCAUUGUACUGGUUGUGGUCACUGCCGAGUUUAUACCAGUGCAGCCGGCGCAGUCGGAGAAACAGGUUCGACUUUCUGGUCGCAACAGGCAUUGAUUGGAGUUUCUUACUGAUGUUAUUUACAUGCAUAUUUAUUGUGGAUGGUUUAAAACAUUUUCGGUCCCAGAUCAUCUAGCUACAAGGUUUCCAGUCAGCUGCUAAAAUCAUCCCUUGCGCAGUGGAGGGUGUCCCCAAAAAGUCAAGGAGGAGCAUGAGUCACUUGGGUCACUGCAACCUCAUCACUGCUGUUCAUCACACCUGAGGCCCCCCUUCAACCUGGAAGUCACCCCGUGCACAUUUUAACCUCUCCAGUCAUGGCCAGCAAGAGGAAAUCCACAAUCCCAUGCAUGAUCCCCCCAAAAACCACACGUCCCCCCCAGGACCGGGACUCCAGCCCCACCGACCCUCCGCCACCCACUACCAAAAAUGGGGCAUCCCGGGAAGGGAGGGAGGAGGAGGAAGAGGCCAUACCCGCUGCUGUAACCACCAUCGUGAGAGUGCCGGGCUCAAAGGAGUGCAGCCAGUCCUCCUGGCCUGAAGAGGAUGCUGUUUCGCAACAGGGAGGGGACUCCUACACCUGCCCGCCUUGUCGCUUUGAGUCCCGGGACCUCAACCUGUUCCUGGACCACGUGUACAGUGGCCACCCCGAAUUCCGCGCUGACCCCACCUUCCACUGCACAAACUGUGGAGUUUCCUGUCCUAAAUUUGAGGGGCUUGCACUGCACAAUGCACGAGCGCACCCCACCUUGGGCGCAGCGGGCAGCCCCACUAGCGCUGCCCUGCAGGUGAGGCGACAGGAGCGGCGAAUUCGGGUGGAGCAGAGCCUGAUCACCGGGGAGGGGACAAGGGAGGCGGAGAUCUCCAUCACAAAAACGCCGAUCAUGAAGAGGCUGAGGGGGAAGUCGGAGCACAAGCGCAUCGUGGUGUCCCACAUGGGGGCAGCGGAGGAGCCGGGCCCAGAGGUAGGGAGAAAGGACCCCCAAAUGACCAUGCCCCCCCCUGCCAUCCUGACCUCCCCUACCAGCGUCACUCACAAUGGGACGGUCCCCAAGGCCCUGCCCCCUCUCCCGUCGGCCAUACAGAUCGUGAAUGGCUCGAGUGCACUGCCCCUGCUCAAGACGGCCAUCAGCCAGGUGGUGACGGUGGUGCAGAACCGCACCCCGCACCAGUCUGCCCCCAUCACCGUCUCCUCCUCUUCGUCUUCCUCCUCCUCCAGCCCCUCCUCCAGGAACCUGCCCAAAGUGAUGAUCCCGCUUAGCAGCAUCCCCACCUACAACGCCGCCAUGGACUCCAGCAGUUUCCUCAAGACCUCCUUCAGCAAGUUCCCGUACCCGACCAAGGCGGAGCUCUGCUACCUGACCGUGGUCACAAAGUACCCUGAGGAGCAGAUAAAGAUCUGGUUCACUGCCCAGCGGCUCAAGCAGGGCAUCAGCUGGUCCCCGGAGGAGAUUGAGGACUCCCGUCGCAAGAUGUUCAACACCAUCAUCCAGGCGCCAUCCGCUGGCCAAUCGCAGUCUCCGCAGGCGCGCCACACCCACCAGGGCCCUUCCCACCACACUAUCACUGUCCUGCCCACGGCGCUAGGUUCAGGGGGGGUCCCCCAUAUCCUGCAGGGCAGCCUGGUGGGGCAGGGGGGUAUGAUAGUCACCCAGCCCAUGAUCACUAAUGGCCUGCAGGUGAGCAGCGCCCCUGUGACCCUGGCCGUGACGCCCCGCCCCCAGCCCCGUCCCCAGACACAGGCCCGGCCGGCCACAGCAGUGGGGGCUGAUAAGAGUGGAGCUGUGGGGAGCAGCAGUCGGGUCCCUGGAUCAGCCGUUACCAGUGGCAACAGCAUCACCAGCAGCAAUAGCCUUAACAGCAUCAUCACCAGCAGCAUCUGCAGUAACAGCACCAGCAACGGUAGCACCAGCAACAGUAGCACUGGCAGUGGGAGUGCCAGCAACAACACUAGCAAUGCCAGCAAAGCCAGCGAAAACACUGCCACCAGUAAAAGCAAUGGCGAUGGCUGCAGCAAAACGGGCGACUCGGCAGCCAUGGUUCCAGCUGCACCCAUCCUCAGGGGGGCACCCAGCUCUCGAACCCUCCCCAGCAGCUUCCUGGACCCCAGCUUCUACAAGAGCAAGAAGUCUGCAGAGCAGCUGGGGACGCUGAAGCAGAGCUUUGUGCGCUGCGAGUUCCCCGGGCAGGACGAAGUGGAGCGGCUCACCAAGCUCACCGGCCUGACCGUGCGCGAGGUGCGCAAGUGGUUCAGCGACCGCCGCUAUCACAACCGCAACCUGAAGGGCCCGCGGUCAAGCACGGGAGGGGUGCCCUUCACUGGGGGCACCCUCCUCGACCUCACUGACAGCCCCUCCUCCUCUGGGAGCCCCCAGUCGCCCCUAGCGACGGCGACUGUGGCCACAGCGAGUGCGGCGCGGCGGGCGCCACCAUCUCAGAUGGCGGAUUUUACUGCUGUGCGCUACAAGGAGCGGGACCCCCAGCAGGUGCGCGCCCUGGAGGCGAGCUACGCCCUGGACCCCCUGCCGUCCACUGAGGAGGUGGACCGACUGCGCGCCGAAACCAAGAUGACCCGGCGUGAGAUCGACGGCUGGUUCUCUGAACGCCGCAAGAGGGCCACGCCAAAAAGCAAGAGUGGGGAGGGAGAGCAGGAGGAGGAGGAGGAUGAAGAAGAGGAUGAUGAUGAUGGGGGAGAAGGGAAGAGCGACCCGGACGACCCCUUGCUGGGGACGUCAUCACAGCAGUGCACCAAGGAGAAUGAGCUCAAGGUCAACCCCAAGGUCAACCCCAUCAAAAUCAAUCUAAAGAUGCUGAAGGUGACCAAGCCCGAGCCCGAGUCUGGAGCGCACUCCGAGCGCGAGUCCGACAGCCCUAAAUCUCCGCCCCCGUUCACUUCCAGCCGCGGGAAGAAGACGGCGGAGCAGCUGCACCUGCUCCGGCAGGUCUUCGCGCGCACCCAUUGGCCGAGCAGCCUGCAGUACGACCAGCUGAUCGCCCGCACCGGCCUGCCACGCCCCGAGGUGGUGCGCUGGUUCGGAGACAGCCGCUACGUCUACAAGAACGGCCAGCUGAAGUGGCUGGAGAGCUACCAGCGUGCAGCAGCCGCUGAAGAGAAAGAGGGGGAGGAGAAGAACGACAAGGAGGAGGAGGAAGGAGAGGAGGAGGGAAAGGGAGACACUACAGCACCGAAGGACCGGGGGAAGCCGAAUAAGGAGGAGGCCCCGGGAGCAGAGGGACUGGUGGAGUCCAGCAGACCUGGCACAGAGGGGCGGAGCCAGCGGGUGCACCAGGCACAGGAGAGCAGGAGGGCUGAGGAGGAGGAGGAGGAGCUGGAGGAAGAGGAGGAGCAGGACCAAGGUGCUGUGAAGAAGGAAGGGGAGCAGGCCAGGAGCAGUCCAGCCUGUGAGGAGGGGGAGAAGGGGUCUGCUUCGGUCCCUGUGGUCCAGUUUGCCAAGCCCAGCCCCAAUGGCUCUUCACGGGACGGGUCCCCAGGAAAAGCCCGCCCACCAGAACCCGAACCACGAGCUGAAUCUUACGGACUCUGAGGUGAGGACGGAGUGUGGCCGGAUGACGCUGGUUGCCAGGGAAACGAGGGGCGGCUGGUUUUCUGAAAGCAUCGGGGGCUGGAGGGGGGGUGUUUAAUAUGACAGCAGCUGUGCAUGUGAUGGGAUUUGUAGACUGACUUAAAUCCCGAAAGAAAAAAAAGCCCCUCCCUCACCAUCCUUCCCACCAUCAUCUGCCCAAAAAAGCUGGGGGAAAAAACAAACAGGAAAAAAUAGAAGCAGGGCACAGAGCUCUGUUGACGAUUGGGGUGGCUUUUGUCAGACCAAGCCAACAUUUGGGAGCACAUGGAAAGGGGGAAGCCAGCCUACAUGAAAGAGAAUACACGCACACACGUCGUAUGAAUCUUGCCAGUCACAUCAGUGCUGCCCAAGGGAUUAUGGGAAAUGAUGUUGGGAUGUGGACCUCUGGUUAGAAGAUGUGAUAGGAAAUGUAGCGCUACAGAGAAGGGGGGCGUGAGGAGUAAAGGAAAUGAGCGAGAAGACGUUUUGUUUGUUGUAUUUCUUACUUUUAUAGCAAACAGUACAUCAGCACAGCCUUGAAUUCUAUUUCUUCUAUUUCUCUUAUCUCAGAUUUGUAAAGAUUUAGGUUUAUAACUUUUUUCCUUCUGUAAUCGAUUACUGUCAGUCCAGAUAUAUUUGUGUAUGUAUUUAGCGGAUCACUCCAUCAGUAUGGAUUUUUGCACUAUGUACCCAGUGGGACGGUUAUGCUGAAAUCGCGUUAACCGAAGGGAGCCUUUGAUUGUACACUAAACAAGCGGCAGGCGAUCAGUGUUACACUGUUACAGAGGUCACUCACCAAUGCACACUCAACACAUCACCUUGUAACCAGCCUUCCAGCUGUCAUAAAAACUAUUAGACUAACACAGACGUAGAGACGUUUUGAAUAGUGUAUUUAACACAUACGAGUGAUAAAACAUGUUACUCCAGCAAACUGGCAAUGCGGAAUAACGUAUUGCAGAUGCAGAAUCAAGGACACGAUGGUCAAGCAAAGCCGACUAGCGGCUAAUGACCUGCAUUCUGUCAACUAAUCGAGAGCUAACAUUAAACCGCUUUUUCAUCAACAGCCAAACAAAUUCAGUAAAUCAGCAUUUUUCAGUUUCUUCUGAAAAUUGUGAAACUAUUACACUUGAAACAGAAGGAGCUUUGCUGUCAACACCAUGCAUCAAGUGGCCUUUAAAAAAACUGAGCAUGUUGGAGCUAAAAUGCUCACUGUUUCUGUCUGGUUCGCAAAAUUAGCAAAUAUUCCUGGACUUACAGAACUCUUAUUAUAACUGUGUAAGACAAUUUGUCAAACUGCAGUUUUACCAGAAUUAUUCAUACCUAGCCGUGCUUUUUCAUUUUUUCGUCUGGAUCUUUGCAAAAUAAAUGAAAUGCAACAAUUUU
Anguilla anguilla (European eel) is the source of this 5089-nucleotide messenger RNA. Its product is annotated as zinc fingers and homeoboxes protein 3-like. The coding region runs from base 461 to 3688 and encodes 1075 amino acids. The record is from RefSeq and is a predicted model, not a curated record. Gene Ontology annotation, biological process: regulation of transcription by RNA polymerase II. NCBI's taxonomy places the organism in Eukaryota, Metazoa, Chordata, Actinopteri, Anguilliformes, Anguillidae. Gene Ontology annotation, molecular function: DNA-binding transcription factor activity, RNA polymerase II-specific; DNA binding. The transcript has 4 exons. Gene Ontology annotation, cellular component: nucleus.